AUGCUCCGCACAGCAAUCAGGCGGGGGCAACAGCCUCUCCUGCUGCACCUGCGGAGCACGCUUGGGCUCCGUGGUUUUGCCUCAAGUGAUGAGACGGACGUGGUCGUGAUCGGUGGGGGUCCCGGAGGAUACGUUGCUGCCAUCAAGGCGGGCCAGCUUGGCCUCAAGGUGGCAUGCGUGGAGGGGCGCGGCUCCCUGGGGGGCACAUGCCUGAACGUUGGCUGCAUCCCCUCCAAGGCGCUGCUCAACUCGAGCCACGCGUAUGCCGACGCCAAGGACCACAUGAAGGCCAUGGGCGUCACCUUCAGCGGCGUCAGCUACGACUGGGCCACGAUGCAGAAGGCCAAGGACGACACAGUGGCGGGCCUCACAAAGGGAAUAGAGGGCCUCUUCAAGAAGAACAAGGCAGGCAGCCGCGCGCGCGCGGGGGCGCCUGCCCCGUGA
Molecule: messenger RNA, 444 nt
Organism: Monoraphidium neglectum
Lineage: Eukaryota; Viridiplantae; Chlorophyta; Chlorophyceae; Sphaeropleales; Selenastraceae
Product: dihydrolipoamide dehydrogenase
Exons: 3
Coding region: 1-444 (147 amino acids)
Cellular component (GO): mitochondrion; oxoglutarate dehydrogenase complex
Molecular function (GO): dihydrolipoyl dehydrogenase (NADH) activity; flavin adenine dinucleotide binding
Source: RefSeq, a predicted model, not a curated record